Sinocyclocheilus rhinocerous is the source of this 2014-nucleotide messenger RNA. Its product is annotated as gastrula zinc finger protein XlCGF57.1-like. Gene Ontology annotation, cellular component: nucleoplasm. Lineage: Eukaryota; Metazoa; Chordata; Actinopteri; Cypriniformes; Cyprinidae. The transcript is spliced from 3 exons. The record is from RefSeq and is a predicted model, not a curated record. Bases 282 to 1808 code for a protein of 508 amino acids. Gene Ontology annotation, biological process: regulation of cytokine production; regulation of immune system process; negative regulation of transcription by RNA polymerase II. Gene Ontology annotation, molecular function: RNA polymerase II cis-regulatory region sequence-specific DNA binding; DNA-binding transcription repressor activity, RNA polymerase II-specific.
UGUGUCUAAGUAUACAGUAUGUGGCAGCUAUCUGUAUGCCGUGUGGAAAUUGGUUUGGUCCUGUGGUCCACCAUGCCACAUAGAAAAUCAUACAACACAAUCUUCAGUGAAGUCAAUCCCACAGCAAAUCACAAAACAUGCUAGAAGUAUCCCCAUAAAAGGGGCCACAGUGGUUCAAGCCAGCAAGAAUCAAGUCUGAUGUAAUAACACAUUCUACAUGACACUGAAAUUAAGAUGGAGUCAAAGAGAGUGAAGAUGUCAGUGAGGCUGAAUCAUGCAAGAUGAAUGAUGAAGAGGCUGAAGAACAAAGAGAACUGAUGGAAUUGAACAAGGAAUGUCAAGCACAGAAUGAAAAGGAGGAGAAUCAGGAAGCUCCCAAUUCCAUAACUGGAGAAAACUCUUUUAGUGGUUCACAAAUUGAAGAGGGGUUCUCUCAAGAAAGCACAGAAGCAAAAAAUGCUUUUGCAUGCCACCGUUGUGGAAAGACUUUUUCACAAAAAGGACACCUGAAGUAUCACAUAAGAAUUCAUACUGGUGAAAGACCUUACAAGUGCCCUCAGUGUGAGAAGUCUUUCACACAAAAAGGCCACCUUAGGGAUCAUUUAAUAACUCACACAGGUGAGAGGCCAUUCACAUGCCCUCAGUGUGGAAAGGGCUUCAUGAGUAAAGAAAACCUUAAUAUUCACAUUAAAAUUCACACCCAAGAGAGGCCUUUCACUUGCCUGGAGUGUGGAAAAACUUACACAUGUAAAGGACACCUUAAGGAACACUUAGGAGCUCACACUGGUGAAAAGCCUUUCACAUGCCCACAAUGUGAAAAGAGUUUCACACGGAAAGGAAACCUUAAUAUUCACAUGAAAACUCACACCAGAGAGAGGCCUUACACCUGCCCUCAGUGUGGGAAGAGUUACACAUCUAAAGGACACCUUAAAGAACACAUAGGAACUCACAGUGGUGAGAGGCCUUUUGCAUGUCCUCGAUGUGCAAAGUGUUUUACACGCAAAGGAAGUCUUAAUAUUCACAUAAAAGGCCACACUAGAGAGAGUCCUUACACAUGCUCUCAGUGUGGAAAGUGUUUCCCAACUAAAGCACAUCUUGAUAGUCACAUAAGAAUUCACACUGGAGAGAAGCCGUUCACAUGCCCUCAAUGUGGGAAGAGGUUUACUCAACGAGGACAUCUGAAGCAUCACAUAAGAAUUCACACAGGUGAGAGGCCUUUUUCAUGCCAUUUGUGUGGUAAAGGUUUCACGCAGGCACAAAGCCUCAAAUUUCAUCUGCAGUUUCACUCUGGAGAAAGGCCAUUUGGCUGUGAUAAGUGUGGUCAAAAAUUUGUUUUGGAGUCACUGCUGAAAAGACACCUGAGGACGCAUUUAAACGAGCAGCCUUAUUUGUGCUCUGUUUGUGGGAAGAGUUUUCUGUUCCUUGACUAUUUUAAACAGCACCAGAAAAUACAUAGCGGUGUGAAGUCUCAUGUGUGCUCUGAGUGUGGAAAUUCCUUCAUGAGAGCCAGAGACUUGGAGUGGCAUGAAAUAAUCCAUACUGGAGAAAAACCUUUCAAGUGCUCACAUUGUGGAAAGGGUUUCACUGAGUCUGGGAACCUGGUAAAACAUGAAAGAGUGCACACUGGAGAAAAGCUGUACCACUGCCUUUCAUGUGGGAAGAGUUUUAGACAAUCACGUAGUCUACUGGCUCAUGUAGAAAAGCACUGUCCACAAGUGGUUACAGUGUCCAACCUUCUGGCUUCAGUUCCAAGCAAUUUGUGUGAAAUUCAGAUCAACCCGAUGAUGGAAUCUGUCCAACAGAAGUAGGAAUAAGGCCUGUUCGCACCAAGACAGCUGUUCGGUGCAAUAAACAUUUCAGUUUGAAUGCACUUAAUGCAUCUGUUUAGACCAACAUGAACAUUAGCAUGCAGUCCAUGCAACAAUUUUCAAGGACAGGUGUUGUAGUCUGUUUUCCAUUGCACUGAAGAAAACCAGCCACCCAUUAAGAACUGCACUUUUGGUCACAUGCCCAG